Eimeria maxima is the source of this 421-nucleotide messenger RNA. RefSeq lists its product as hypothetical. Gene Ontology annotation, molecular function: protein binding. The annotation marks the transcript as partial. NCBI's taxonomy places the organism in Eukaryota, Apicomplexa, Conoidasida, Eucoccidiorida, Eimeriidae. The transcript is spliced from 5 exons. Gene Ontology annotation, cellular component: cytoplasm. The record is from RefSeq and is a predicted model, not a curated record.
ACUAGAGGAGACAGGAGGGAGUCAGAUGGCUGCGCCUGCGUUACUUUUCCUUGUUGAUUGUUUUACAAGGUUGGCGGUGGGUACAGAAGAGGGUGUUGUUGUUGCUUAUGAUUUAAGGACAGCAACAAAGAUGCGAGUGUUUGAAGGUCAUCAAGGAGGCGUAUCUGCCUUAGGGUUUAGCGAUGAUGGCAAUUGGAUAGCGUCGUACUCUGUUGCUGAGUCUGCUGUUAGACUCUGGCAUAUAAUGUCUACUGUGUCUCUUUAUCAUCAAGAGAAAUCCCUUUGGGUAUUAACAAGAGAAAAUGGUGUCUCUUAUGAAAUCACAACCGCCAGCAGCAGCAACCGCAGCACCAGCAGCAGCAGCAGCAGCAGCAGAGUUGUCAUUAUUUGCUGCUGCUGUAGCAGCAGCAGCAGCAGCUAG